AUGGUGGCCCUCCUGCUCCUGGUGGCCCCGCUGCUCCUGCACACAGGGCUUGCUCUGGGAUCAAACUUCGGUUAUGUGGAGUGGUCUGACAACGAAAAGGACGAGAAGAAUCCACCGGUCUUCAGCACGCAAAACAUCAACAGGGAGCCGCCCCACCACCCGACCUUCUACCCAGUGCCAUCCACCGAGCGCACGGUGGUGGCGCACAAGAUCGAGGAGGACCUGCCGCGGGUGGUGACCGCUUUCCUGCACACAGGCGACCCCUCGGCGCUGAGACAGGUGAACUGCUCUCGGAGGUACGAGCUGAGCAGCCUGCGGGGCGGCCUGCACGUCGCCUCGCACUACUCCCUGCACAGCAUCCUGGACACCGUGGCGCACGCCACCAACUUCCUGAACGCGAUCCUGCAGGCCAACAGGUCCCGGGAGCAAACCCUGCGCAGGGACAUCCACUGGUACCACGCACUGGUGCAGAGCAUCCUCGAGGGGGACCCCAAAAUCCACAGGGCGGUGGUGACCUUCCACACCGACGCUCCGACGCCGGGCCCCCACUUGUUCCUGCAGGCGACGAGGACCGAGAAAGAGGUGGUGCUGCGGGACCUGUCCAGCUCUGCGCACCGGCAGAUGAGGAGCAGGAGCCAGGAGUCCGACUGGUUUAACGAGUUCAGGGACGGCAGGAGACCGCAUUCGCACAGAAGAGUCAAAGAGAGUGGAAGUUACCUUCUGGACAAGAACCAGAUCAAGUGGUCGGCACCGUAUCUCGAGUGUGAACACGGGGCGUUUGUGCCCUACUGGCUCCUGACCCUGUCUGCUGGCUUCUAUGGACUGAAGAACAACUCUGCUCCGGAGUUCAGAGGUGUCGUUCGUGUGGACGUGAACCUGCAGGACGUGGACAUUGACCAGUGCUCCAACAGUGGCUGGUUUGCUGGAACUCACCGCUGUAAUCUCACCAGUAUGGAAUGCAUGCCCAUCGGUGGCCAUGGAUUCGUUUUGGACAAGUACAAGUGCCAGUGCAGGAGAGGAUUCUACCACCCACGCAGAGUGGCCCUCAAUGGCUUUAAAAGCAAGGAGCUGGGCUCUCACAGAGAUGAGACCUCGGAUGUGUCCAACAAGUGCCUGCCGUGCCGCAAGGGUUGCCCCUACUGCCGGGAUGACACGCCCUGCCUGGUGCUGGAGGACGGGGCUCUGCGGCUCGCUGUGGCCGCCUUCCAGGGUCUGUGCAUGGUGCUGGCCCUGGCGUGCAUGGUGGUGGUCUACCACUUCAGGAGGAAGAAGAGCAUCCGCACAUCUGGUCUCGUCCUGCUGGAAGCCAUCUUGUUUGGGGCGUUACAGCUCUACUUCCCAGUGAUGAUCCUGUACUUCCACCCCAGUGUGUUUCGAUGUGUCCUCCUGAGGUGGGUCCGCCUCCUGGGUUUCGCCAUCAUGUACGGCACCAUCAUCCUCAAACUGUACAGGGUAUUAAAGGUGUUCCUGUCCCGCACAGCCCAGAGGACACCCUACAUGACCAGCUGGCGUGUGGUGCGGCUGCUGGCGGUGAUUCUCCUGGUGGUGCUGUGGUUCCUGGUGGCCUGGACCUCGGCCGUGUGCCAGAACCCCGAGCUGAGUCAGGCCCUGAUCGCCGCAGGCCUCACCCCUGAGGGACUCCAGUUCAGCAUGUGCCUGGUGGACCGAUGGGACUACAUGAUGGCUGUGGCGGAGUUCCUGUUCCUGCUGUGGGGCGUGUACCUCUGCUACGCUGUGCGCACCGUGCCCUCGGCUUUCCACGAACCACGUUACAUGGCUGUGGCCAUCUACAAUGAGCUCCUCAUAUCGGCCAUCUUCCACAUCAUCAGGUUCUCUUUGGUGCCAGGACUACACCCUGACUGGAUGCUCAUGCUGUUCUUUGCUCACACUCAUCUGACUGUGACUGUGACUCUGGGUCUGCUGCUCAUUCCAAAGUUCCUGACCAAAGGGACUCAGGCCAGGGAUGAUAUUGCCACAGAGGCGUAUGAGGAGGAGCUGGACAUGGGAAGAUCUGGCUCUUACCUGAACAACAGCAUCACCUCGGCCUGGAGCGAGCACAGUCUGGACCCGGAGGAUAUACGGGAUGAGUUGAGGAAGCUCUAUGCUCAGCUGGAGGUCUACAAAUGCAAGAAGAUGCUUGCAAACAACCCACAUCUCCAGAAGAAACGCAGCUCCAAGAAAGGCCUGGGCCGUUCGCUGAUGAAACGGAUCACAGAGAUCCCAGAGACCAUGCACAUGCACCGCCAGUGUAGCCGCGAGGACGGCAGCGAGCACGGCAGCAACCGCAGCACCUUGAAGAGGAACCCGUUUGAACCGAGUCAUCACGGAAAAGCUCGGGAGGACUCCCUGAAGAACAAAGUCAUGGGCUUGAAGAAAUCUCUCAGCUAUGAUCACGUUUGUGACCAGGAUGAAGAAACUGGAAGCCAAACUGGCUCCACAGCAGGAGACAAAAUGACUCCUGUCGGAGGUGGCGGGGAGGGAUCCCUUCUGGGCUCCCUCAUUGGGCGCAGACACGCCAAGAAGCAGCUGGAACCCGCCCUGACCCCACCGAGACUGGAACCGGCCGAGUCCACCGAGUCUGUGCCACUGUUCUGGAAGUCAGCCAGCGCUCACAACUUGACGCACGAGAAGAAACCCGUCCACCUGCGCACCUCCAUCAUGCAGAAGUCUCUGAGCGUGAUCGCCAGCGCCAAGGAGAAGAUGCCGGGGCUCAACAAUAAGACGCAGAGUGUGGAGGACGCCAGUAAGAAGGGCCUGAAAGGACAAGAAGGCAGCAUGCUCUCUGAGGUGGACGAGACGCCUGAGCAUUAUCCCAAAAUGAUCAUCAGCCAGUCGGUGGAGUACUCCAAGUCCCCCAUGAAGAUGGGCAUCAUGAAACAACAGGUGAGCGGCAGCCAGCCGUCCAUUUGCUCUGAGAUUGGGAAGAACCUUUAUGACGUGUCCGAGGUCUGUCCAUGGGAAAUGGAGGAAGCAGAGACGCCCUCUGAAGGAAAAACACAGAAGCAUGUUUCUAUCGCUCCCGGAGAAACCACCGGAGAAACGCGCCGGAGGGGCAGCAGCAGCAGCUCUGGAAUCUCUAAAGGUAGCCGGUCCCAGCAAAGGCAGAAAGCAGGGCAGUCGCCUUCCAACAGACGUCGCUCCAAAGAUAAAGGACGAGAAAAAGAAGAAGGAAGGGAAAUGCGGAAUGCUAGGCCACCCAGGUCACCUCUGCCCCUCAAACUGGAUGUGUGCCCCUGGGACUUUGAUGACCAGCCCAUGCUGGGAGGAGAUUCAGAUUCCAUCUCCCCAGACAGGAUCAGGCGGAAGAAAAGCGUCACCCCCACAGAUGGGAAACACAAGGGCCUCCACUCAGACCACUCCAAGUCCACAGGAAGCCUUUUACAGCCUCCCUCGCUGAUGGUAGAGAUCUGCCCUUGGGAUUACAACAGCCCGCCGUCCCCUAAACAGGAGAAGACCUGCAACAGCCCCACGACGCACAAGAAGAAGCGGAAAGGCUCCUGCUCGUCCAACCACAAGGCAGAGAAGGGGAGGGAGAAAAGCAGAGAAAGGCGGAGCUCCUCCAGCAAGCCGCCAUCAGAGAGGAGACGGGUCAGCCAGUCGUCUGAGUGCAGCGGGCCGGUGUCUGAGCGGCGAAGGAGCUCCACCAGAGACCCAGAGAUGAUUGAGGCCAGGAGGGCGGAGGUUUUCUCCCAGGAGAGCGAGUCCAGGAACACCAGCUUUGCUCAGAAAACUAAACCCUCACCAGAGAGGAAGAAGGAGAGCUCUAGUUACAAACCUGAAGUCAUCAGCGGAGCCCAAAGGGCUGAUGUUUGCCCGUGGGACUUUGAGGGGCAAGACUCAGGGGAGAGGGCAUGA
Molecule: messenger RNA, 3855 nt
Organism: Limanda limanda (common dab)
Lineage: Eukaryota; Metazoa; Chordata; Actinopteri; Pleuronectiformes; Pleuronectidae
Gene: gpr158b
Product: G protein-coupled receptor 158b
Exons: 13
Coding region: 1-3855 (1284 amino acids)
Biological process (GO): G protein-coupled receptor signaling pathway
Cellular component (GO): membrane
Molecular function (GO): G protein-coupled receptor activity
Source: RefSeq, a predicted model, not a curated record